Molecule: messenger RNA, 1101 nt
Organism: Chrysochloris asiatica (Cape golden mole)
Lineage: Eukaryota; Metazoa; Chordata; Mammalia; Afrosoricida; Chrysochloridae
Gene: ACTL8
Product: actin-like 8
Exons: 2
Coding region: 1-1101 (366 amino acids)
Biological process (GO): skeletal muscle thin filament assembly
Cellular component (GO): actin filament; stress fiber; striated muscle thin filament
Source: RefSeq, a predicted model, not a curated record
AUGGAUGCAAAAACCAUUAUCAUCGACCAUGGGUCUGGCUACCUGAAGGCCGGUCUAUCUGGUUAUAAUACACCCCAGAUGGUUUUUCCGAGCAUUGUGAACUAUAUACCAUGCCGGGAGAACCCUGGCCCCAGUUAUGCUCGGAGACGUGUGGAUCUGGGCAUAGACUUCAACCAUCCUGAUACUUAUAGCUACCCCAUAGAACGUGGCCGCGUGCUCAACUGGGAAGGCGUGGAAUACAUCUGGUCGAUUAUCUUGGAGAAAUUCAGACAAGAUCAAAAGGACUGCUCAGUGAUGAUGACAGAGAGCCCACAAAUGGAGUCGUCAGAUCGACAGAAGACCCUGGAGAUUUUGUUUGAGGUGCUGGAUGUCUCCUCUGUCCUCCUGGCUGACCAGCUGGAGAUGUCACUGUACGCCUCCGGCCUGUUGACCGGUGUGGUAAUCGAUUCCGGCUAUGGCCUGACCUCCAUGAAGUCUUUCCACCUGGGUAGCCCUCUGCCCUCAAGCUGUAAGACCCUGGAGUUUGGGGGCCAGGAUCUCACUGCCUACCUCUUCAAGAAUCUCUUUAAGGAAGACUGUGACCGUCACAACGUGUUCCAGCUCGAGACAGUGGCCACGGUUCAGAUGAGCAAGUGCUACGUGCCGCAGAAUUUUGUGGAGGCGCUGGAAUUUUACCAGACCCUGCCCACUGGCUCCGAUGCCAACAACGUCUAUCAUCUGCCCGACGGCACCCCGGUGGAGCUGACCCCCAUGCAGCGAUUGGCUCCUGAGAUGUUCUUCCGUCCCCAGGUGUUCGAUCUACCAGGACCCAGCAUCUCCCAGGCCUUUGUGGAGUCCCUGGCGUCCUGCGACGCCGCAAUGCACCCGGUACUGAUGUCCCAUGUGAUGGCUUGUGGGGGGAACACCUUGUACCCAGGCUUCACCAAGCGCUUGUACAGGGAGUUGUCUGAUGAUCACUUCACCACCACCAAGUCCACAAUGUGGAUGGGUCCCAAUAGAAACUUUAGUGUCUGGUUAGGAGCAUCAAUGGUGGCUCAUCUUUCUACUUACAAGUCUAAAUGGAUGACCAGGGAGGAAUAUGACGAGAGUAUGAGAAUGUGA